AUGACCGAAAAUAUAGUUGUCUUAGAAUCAGAUGGACAAAAUCCUAAUUGGGACGAUGAUAUGCAGAUUGAUAACCCUCAAGAGCCUCUUUAUUAUAUCCCACUAACUCAUGGGAGGACUCAGCUGCCUUUAAAAGAACGAAUUGCUUUACUGCGACAAGAAAUCAUUGAAAUAGACAAAAAACUUGAUGCUGAAAUUGAGCCUGAGCGCCAUGAAACUCCUUAUUCUUAUAUUUCAGAGCUUGCAUCAAUGACAAGCCAUGCAGAAUCUUUAAUUAGAGGGCAAGGGAUUCAUAUUGAAGGCGAUAUAGGAAUUGAAGGAAAUCUGUCUAGCAAGCUUGGCAAAUCAAUGAUAAAACUUCUAACAGAUGAGGAGCAAGCCACUUAUCAGCUCACUGCUCCAAUUCCUCAGUCUACAAUUGAAGCCCAAGAUCGAGAAAUUGCAACCCUAGCUAGCAUUUCAGCUAGAAUCUCCAAAUUAGAAGAAACUAUCGGCCAUUGAAGUGCGAGCAACGGCUACUACAGCAUAAUCCAAGCUCUUGCUUUAAUUAAAAAGCGAAUUUCUAUGCUGAACCCUAAAAAACUUGAGCAGUUGAGCUCACAAGCUGAAGAAUUGAAUGCAGAACUUGAUAUGGUGAGAAACCAGCUGGAGUUAAUGCAGAGUGCUGGGGUUGAGCAGAAGGUGAUUGAUGAUAUUUAUCCAUUUGUUGAUGUUUGCGACCAAGUCAUGCCUAUUGUUCCUGAAGUUUUGGAGAGAUUGGAGUAUAUCAAAAGAGUUCAUGACGAAGGGUCAAGAUUUAAUGAAAGAAUUCAGGAAAUCAGGGAUAGACAAAGCAGGAUCCAGGAAAAAUUGAAUGAAGUUAAUAACGAAGAGCUAAGGGGAGAGUGGGAAGCAUUUAAGCAAGAAAUUGAGGAAUCAUUUGGUAAUUUAGAAAUCAAAAUAAGGAAUAUAUAA
Molecule: messenger RNA, 954 nt
Organism: Blepharisma stoltei
Lineage: Eukaryota; Ciliophora; Heterotrichea; Heterotrichida; Blepharismidae
Source: the annotation of a GenBank genome assembly